This is a messenger RNA of Bicyclus anynana (squinting bush brown), 2457 nucleotides long. RefSeq names its product zinc finger protein 91. Lineage: Eukaryota; Metazoa; Arthropoda; Insecta; Lepidoptera; Nymphalidae. Gene Ontology annotation, cellular component: nucleus. Gene Ontology annotation, molecular function: DNA-binding transcription factor activity, RNA polymerase II-specific; RNA polymerase II transcription regulatory region sequence-specific DNA binding. Gene Ontology annotation, biological process: regulation of transcription by RNA polymerase II. The record is from RefSeq and is a predicted model, not a curated record. The transcript has 13 exons. Bases 165 to 1904 code for a protein of 579 amino acids.
GUGUUCUUUUCCUACAUUCUUACGAUUGAUUUUAAUUUUUAAAAAUAUAUACCAGUUAAAUUUCCAGCCAAUGAGAUAAUAAGUGUUAUAUUAUUGUAGUGUAUAUUGAAUAAUUAUUGAAAAAAAUAACAAACCCACAGUUGUGCAAAUAAGUUAAUGAAGACAUGGAUAUCUCUCAAAAUACUUUUAAAAUUCAAUGCUGUUUGGGAUGUUUGUCUAAUAUAGAAAAUACACUGACCAAUCCAUACAAUAUCCAGAGUGAAAUAUUAAAAACGGCGUUUCAGAUGUCCACAAUAAACUUAUGUUACAUUUGUAAAAAAGUUGCACAGAGGAGUGAGCAAUUCAUCAAAAAUGUGCAGAGAAAUCAAAGCUAUUUGGAAACUUUUACUAGUAUUCCAGAUAUAAUGAUUGACACCAGGCAGUACUGUCGCCCGUUGAUCAGUUUGUCCAGUGUUUCACAACGCAGCAUUGUUGUGUUGUCUGACAUUGACAUGGAAGUACCAGAAUCUGUUAUAUGUGAUACACACACAAAAGAUGUGGAGAUAAAAUCAGAAUUCAAGCGAGAGUUGUCUACUGAACCUUCGGAUGAGGAACUUAUUGAUGAUGUUGAUUGUCAAGAUUCCUCUAUCAAAGGUGAAAAAAAUGUGCUAGAAGAUCUAAAAGAAGAAACCGAAUCAAUGUCGGACGACAUGAGCUUGUCACAACUCAAAAAAACUGUAAAAAAGAGAAAACUUAAAAAGAAAAGUAAGAGAUUGUAUCAGGAAAAGGAAAAGGGGAUGAAAAUAGAUAAAGAUCCAUUUAUAACAAUUAUUAAUAUAUCAAGGGAACAAUGUAUGAAAGACAGAAUAGAAAUGCGCCAAGACCCCAAAUACAUAAACUCUAUAUACAAAUGUGAAGAUUGUAUAAAAGGCUUCAAUUUCACAGAGACAUAUGAAAGACAUAUGGAGAGCCACAGUAAGGUGAACGGUGAAUAUGAAUGUGACAUUUGCAAACGUAGGAUGAACAGUAUGGAAAAACUUGUCAGCCAUAAAAAAUAUCACGAGGUCCGUUACAAAUGCAGCGAAUGCGGAAUGACCCGACUCAAUAGAAUGACCAUCAAAGACCAUUACAAAGCGAUGCACCUAAAUGACACAUUGCAACAUAAAUGUUCGCUUUGCAACAAACUGUUCAACCGUCAAGUGUCACUCAAGAAGCACAUGGCAAACGUCCACAGGAGACGCGAGAGACUCGACUGCAAGUAUUGUACGAAAACCUUCGCAAGCAAAGACGGAUUAAACAACCAUACCAUGCUAAAGCACCCAACGCAGUUGUCAGAGCGCAGUUUCAAGCACAACAUCUGCGAGGAGUGCGGCGAAGCGUUCAAGAGUCCCUCGCAGCUGAAGUACCACGUCACCAAGCAUUCCGACUUUAAAGCCUUCUACUGCGUCGAGUGCGAUAGGGGUUUCAAAUCAAACUACGCGUUGAAACAUCAUCUCAAGAAUGCAGCCGCGCACGUCAACUAUUUAGAACUAAAACUGCAAUGUGAACACUGCGACAAGAAGUUCGGAGUGACCCGAGAGUUGGAGCGACAUAUGAACAGAGUCCAUCUCAACCGCCGCCCGUAUCAGUGUGAUAAGUGCGAGAGGGCGUACCUUACCAUGUGGUCCCUGAGUCAACACAAACGGUUCACACACGAGGGUCACAAGCGACCCUUGAAGUACCCCUGUCCUUUAUGCGACAAAGUGUUUGCGGGAAGUACAACGCGCAAAGUGCACAUGCGCACUCACACAGGCGAGCGGCCGUACGCUUGCACCAAGUGUGCGGCGACCUUUAGCCAGUCCGCCGCGCUCGCCACACACAACAAGUUGGUGCACCUGCGCCUCACGAGGGACGGACAACCCAAGAAACAGGCCGCUAGCUCCUAGACUAUGUGUGAUGGUUCACAAGAAUCAGGCUGCUAGCUCCCAGACUAUGUGCGUUGAUUUACAAGAAACCUUCCGCUAACUCCUACACUGUGAGAAAUGAUUCACAAGAAAUAGGCUCCUAGACUAUGUGCGAUGGUUCGCAAGGACCAUACCGGUACCUCCAAGACUAUGUGUGGUGAUUCACAGGAAACCUUCAGCUAGCUCCUACACUGUGUGAUGCUUUACAAAAUAUAACCCUCGAGCUUAUAGACUAUGCGAUGAUUGAUAGAAAUAGGCCGCUUGCUCUCAGGCUAUGGCAUAUGUCGCGAUGAUUUACCAUUAACAAUCAAACCAAGGCGCUCCUGGUCUAACUUUUAUGCUGCUUACCUUAACUGAGAGGUCAAGCUCAAGAAACAGGCAUCUAGCUCCUAAACUAUAAAUGAAAUAUGGAGCAAUAAACAAUUAUUUACCAGACGCUGCACGCCGGCGCGGCAGCUUCUAGACUACGUUGUAGAUAUUUAAUUAUUUAUACGUUUUAAAAUUAUGAAAUUAAUAAAAAAGUGCAAUAAAUAAA